GACACAGGUGCAUAUGAACCAACUUCUUCUCAGCUCUGGCUCUGCUUCAAGUCAAGCAGAAUGAUGAAGGUUCUGCUGCUGGCUCUUGUUCUCGCCCUGGUCUUGGCGAAUGGAUCUGCCCUGAAAUGUUAUAACUGUGUCCCCGGCACCCCUGGAGGAAGUUGUGUGACCACUCAGGAGACGUGUGGCUAUAAAAAAGACACCUGUGUGUCUGCCACAUUCACUAUCUCUCCCUAUUCUCACUUCCGGAGGUGCAUUAGCAUGGCAGACUGCAUGAUUCUUCAGUCCAGUCCCAAUAUUAAAGCCAAGUGCUGUCAGACGGAUCUGUGCAACACUCCGUAUAAAAGAGACAGACACGUGUGCAUGAACUCACUUCAGCUCGGCUCUGCUUCACAAUCAAGAAUGAUGAAGGUUCUGUUGCUGGUUCUUGUUGUUGCCCUGGUAUUGACAAAUGGAUCUGCCCUGAAAUGUCACAACUGUGUCCCCCGCACAAGUGGAGGAAGAUGUGUGACCACUCAGGAGACAUGUGGCUAUAAAAAAGACACCUGUGUAGCUGCCAGAUUCAUCUCUCCCUAUUCUUACUUCCAGAGGUGCAUUAGCAUGGCAGACUGCAAGAUUCUUCAGUUCAAUCCCAGUAUUGAAGCUAAGUGCUGUCAGACAGAUCUGUGCAACACCCCGAUUAUUUAAACCCAUGCAUAUCAAGCCUUAAAGGGAAAAAUGACCCAAACUGUGGCAUUUAAGUAGUGCAUGUCACACACAUAUAAAUUAGUAUAAUUAUUUACUAAUGCAAGACCAGUUUUAGGCUAAUGUUGAGUUAUAGGAUGUUACAUGCAAAUUAGUAUUAAGGUGAUUCUUUCAGUAUGGGCACUUUUUCAUAUCUGUAUUCCAUAUUCAUACUAAAGCUAAAAAAUUUGCAUGAACAAAAUGCUGCAUUAAGGACAUGAUUUUGCUACAGCUGUUUGUCAUUUCACCUGUGUCUUCAAGUCUGAGUGUUUAUUUCAUUUGUCACGCAACAGAUUCAGAAUGAACACAUUGUUCAUAAAUGACCCUUCACUAAUGUGUAGUAGGUCAUACAGGAAUUACAUGCAUAAAGAAAAUGAGAAUAUUGUGCACAAUAUAACUAGUAAAAUUAGGAUGGAUGUAAAUACAGUACUGUAUAUAAUAAAUCAUAAUUUCUUAAGUCAUAA
Messenger RNA from Cyprinus carpio (common carp), 1187 nucleotides. RefSeq lists its product as uncharacterized. The transcript is spliced from 8 exons. The record is from RefSeq and is a predicted model, not a curated record. Bases 61 to 687 code for a protein of 208 amino acids. Lineage: Eukaryota; Metazoa; Chordata; Actinopteri; Cypriniformes; Cyprinidae.